UAACGAUAAAUACACCAUGUUGUCUGUAGCUAUACCAACAAAUUCUAAUCAUGUGAUAUUCAUCCUAGACUCACUUUCAAUUACCUGAAAUAGUGCGGCAAUUUCACUUUGCCGAAGAAAAGAGCUCGAAAACUUUAAAACUGGAACGGUGUCUGAAGUGUGCGCACCUUUAGAGUCACCACAUGGAGAAUGUUUUGAUGGUAGACCGGGAGUACCAGAAUUUAGAAGACCUGCUCAGCUCGGCGGAGGAGGGCAGCGAGCGCAGCUUCAUACUUUCUGACAGAGAGUAUGGGCUGAUCAGAGGUCGCAAAAGUGUCGUACGUUCAUUUGUCAAUUCGAGGUCAAAGUUCAUCAAGGAUAACAAAGAGGAAGCAAACAAAGACAAAAAUAACGAUGAAGUGUGUGAGGUGGAGGAAAAGAACAACGACGAAAGAACUGCUUCUCCGACAAGCGAAGACUAUGACACAGACUUAGAAGACGACGAUGAUGAAGAGGAAAAGUACAAAGAGAGGAGGGAAAAUGUAGACAUAGGUCACGUGUCUUACAUGGACGCUUGUCAACUACUUGGCUCCUCCCCUAUCCGGUUAAUUUUGAAUCAACUCAGGGAGCGCGAGAUCCGACUACAACACAUGGGACUUAAUGCCAAGGACACCGUGGCUCUGGCGUAUGCACUGCUGCACAACAAUCGGGUGGAGAGUCUUGACCUAGAGGACAAUGGAUUGACAGAGGAGGCUAUCGUCCAUAUUGUGGAGGUCCUGCACCAUAACAUCAACAUAGCUAACGUGAGUCUGUCCGAGAAUGUCCUAAAUAAAAGCUGUGCUAUAGUCCUGGGGGAAAUGUUGACGGAAACGACCUUCCUCACACAUCUGAAUUUGUCAGGUUGUCACCUCGGGGAUGUGAAAGUGAAACAGAUAGCCCUUGGCCUUAGGGGUAAUGUGAGUUUGGUUUGGGUUGAUCUUAGUCGUAAUGAGAUAGGAGAGAACGGAGCACACAGCAUUGGCGCAGCCCUAGAAAUAAACGACACACUGGAGGUGUUAAAUCUCAGCUGGAACCACAUCCGUCGCAUGGGCGCAGUGGCGCUUUGUAGAGGACUCCAGAAAAAUUCGUCUAUUGUCAACCUGAACUUAUCGUGGAACGGAUUCGCUUUUGAGGGCAGCAUCGUGCUGGAGGAAGCCAUCAAACUCAACAAGACCAUCCGGGUCCUCGACAUCAGUAACAACCGUAUAAACUGGGAGGGUAUCGUCUACAUCACACGGGGCCUGAAAUUCAACACGUCCUUACAAAUGCUAAAGAUCGGCAAUAACCCGAUAUCGAUGGAGGGCUGUUUGAAACUGUUGAAAUCUGUGAGUGGGUCCAACAGCAGCGUGAUGCACGUGGGUCUGGAGGACAUUCCGAUAAACUCCAAGGUGAUGGCCGUGGUAGACGAGAUCCGUUUCCGCCGCAUGUUUUCAAUCAGUCAUGGUGGCAUACUGGACACCAAGGAUAUUGUCGGUAUCCGCCGGGAGCGCCGUGAGGACCCCUUCACACUCCUUAUCCGUUACCUUGGUGUUAUGGGCAUUCGGGUGGUCGACCUCUUCCGGAUGUUUGACACUGACAGCCAUGCGCAUGUCUCGAAAGAAAGUUUCAUGAGGGGACUUAAGAAAAUCGGUGCUCCUCUCCCGGACCGCGAUAUGAGGAUGGUAGCUCGACGACUGGACAGGAGAGGGGAGGGGUUCAUCAGCUACAGUCUGUUGGCCAAUGGUGUACGGAACCAGAUCCGCCAGGAGAAGAAAGAGGACAAACGUUUGUUGUUAUUGGAGCUGAAGCGGAGGGAGGAACGUAAGCGGAUACUAAGGCUCGGGGUAGGGGAGCCAAAACUACCUCCUAUUUCAGACGUUGCCGUCUUCUCGUCUUCUGCCAAAGAAAACUUCAGUAGGCUGUUCAGUUCUUCUUCCUCUUCGUUGAGUCGGACCAAUCUCCACAGCAGAAGCGGACGUCUACCGAAAAUACAGGGGACCGACACGCCGGUCACCACCUCCCGAAACACCAUUUCCCGGAACACCAUGUCGGAGGGAAAGGUUCUGCCCCCAACUAUCACUCCACGGGCACAGCUGACCUCUAGAACAAACAUUAGUAAUACACAAAUAGACUCCAUCAGCGAGCACACAUCCCGCCCCGUCACACCCGUGACACAAAUCCAGCGUGUUAGUGAGGAACCACCCCCUACUUCUCGGACACAAAAAGAUCAAUCAACUCCAACUCCGCGGACACAAGGAGAUGAAUCCACUCCAACUCCGCGGACACAACGGCAUGAGUUUACUCCAACCACGCCGCCUUAAUAUGGUGUAUGGCUAACAAUUCGUCAUACCUUGGAUUCGGCCGUCCUAUGGUGCACCAUUUCCUACUGCAAUAACGGCCUUUGAGUGGUUGCAGAUUUACCAAUCAUGAUCACAUGCCAACACGUGUGCGAGUAAAUAUUUCCGAAAAUGUGCCAUAUUGUCUUUGACUAAUAUACAGCAGGUGUUUGUGUAAGUUAACAGAAACUUACAUGGAAGUAGGGCAGGGUAUAUUACAUUGUUAUAUAGUUUGGUGUUUACUGAGAACAAUGGAGGCUUCAUUAGCAGUGUAGCAACCAAAGACGCUGCUGGACAGGAAACCAUUUCUUGAUAUAGACAGACUUAACCGGUUAAUUUGUAUACAAUAUUGUUAUGUUAAUAUAAUCACAUGAGGAUAAACAGUGUUCGUUGUUCUUUUUAACACAAAACAAAGUCAUAUAUGACGUACGAGUGUUGGAGGGUCUGAUGUACACUACACACGGCCGUUAUCGUACUGUACAGCUGUGGGUGGAAGUUGUACUACAGAGAUCUGGUUAAUAGUAUUAACAGAAGUAUAGAAUAAGUAUUGACAUUCUUGUUACGGGUGUAAAUUAUCUCACUGAAUGGCAUGUCAAUUUCGAUACGUGUCUCAAUACCAGGUAGAGAUGUUUUCCCUUAAGGCCAUGUCUAUUAUGACACGUGUCUUCUUACCUCGUGUAUAUUAUGUCACAAUGACAUAUCUAUUGUGAGACGUGUCUUCUCACCUCGUGUAAAUUAUGUCACAAAUGACAUCUAUGUCGACACAUCUUCUCUUACCCCAUGUAAAUUAUGUCACAAAUGACAUCUAUGUCGACACAUCUUCUCUCACCUCGUGUAAAUUAUGUCAGAAAUGACAUCUAUGUCGACACAUC
Messenger RNA from Pecten maximus, 3205 nucleotides. Its product is annotated as leucine-rich repeat-containing protein 74A-like. The record is from RefSeq and is a predicted model, not a curated record. The transcript is spliced from 14 exons. Gene Ontology annotation, molecular function: protein binding. Bases 183 to 2318 code for a protein of 711 amino acids. NCBI's taxonomy places the organism in Eukaryota, Metazoa, Mollusca, Bivalvia, Pectinida, Pectinidae.